UAUGUUUCCCUUGUAAUGUGAAUAUCUGUAGAUUACUCGUAUCAAAUAUCGCGGAUUGAAUCUCAUCGCACUUGUUGAGUCUCAUGCUUUUUGUUUUUUAAUUGUUUUGAUGAAAAUUAAUUUAUUUUUCUUGUUUUGUGUUAUGAUUGUUGUUUGGUGAUUAUUUUGGCUGCAAUGAGCUCUUGAUUGUGCUAUUGGCUUGGUCUGACACAUAAAAGUGUUAUGCAUGCUAUUUUUUUUCCCGUCCACUCUUGUGUAUGUAGAGGUUAGAAGAGUGGUUUAAUGUUAAUGGAUGGUAUGGUUAUAUUACUGGAGUUAAUACUCUUAUGUAGCGAGGAAAAGUUUGGUUGAGAGGAGUUGGGGCUAUUCGUGUUAGUUGGAUAAGGGGUAUCGAUGACAGGAUCUUUUCUCCUACAGUGUACUGACUGAUUUCGAUGAGAAAGCUUCGAAGGCUUCAUAUUGCUGUUCCUUAGAGACUAUCCACCAUACAACUUCUUUGUUGGUAUGCACAUUGCUUAGUUUCCUUGAUUGUUUCUUUGUAAUAGACAUAUACAAAUUUAUUGUUGCUCAAAACUGGCCUCAGAGAUUUGAAAUUGCACCACAAGGCAUAGUUCCAGGUUGUCAUGCUAAACAGCCUGGUUAUGUCAUGUUCAUUUAGUAGGCUAAUACCUGGUAGUCAUAAAGAUACUUCUCCUUUAAUGCGCUCUCGAUACUUGAAUUGCGGCAGCAGAUCAUUAACAACUGAGUCGUCAUUGCUUUUACAUUCCCAAGGUAUCACAAUCUCUUCAAUUACAGUAUCUCUCCUCUCCCUCCCUCCCUGUGAUUUUUUUUUUUUGUCGUUAUUUGCGCAUUGAGUUGUUAGCUGUUGGGAUAUGCAAAAAUAGUGGACUACUAAAUUUUGUUUUUAUUUCGAUUGCAUUGGAGUUGAUGAGAUAUUUGAAGUCUCAUUUGUCGUAUUUCACUUACAAUCAAUUCAUGGGGUAGUUUGACAUGGCUACUAUUUCAACUGGAUGCAUAAGGCAUUCCUCGUUAUCCCUCUCCAUAUGCGCCAAUGGUAAGGCCAGCAUUUCCUGCACGUCCCCCAGGUGCAAUUGGCAUUGUCCCGCCACUUUCACGGCCUCCAGUUCCUGGGAUUCGGGGUCCUAUUAUUCCCCCUGUUGUGAGGCCAGUUACUAUUCCCAGUGUCGCGCCAACAGAGAAACCCCAAACUACAGUGUAUGUUGGCAAGAUAGCCCCAACAGUAGAAAAUGAUUUCAUUCUUUCUCUUCUUCAACUUUGUGGACCUGUUAAGAACUGGAAACGUGUUCAAGAUCCCACAAAUGGAACUCCAAAAAGUUUUGGAUUUUGUGAAUUUGAGUCUGCUGAGGGAGUUCUCCGUGCUUUUAGGCUGCUGACUAAAUUAAAUGUUGAUGGACAAGAGCUGUUGAUAAAUGUUACCCAAGCAACAAAAGAGCAUCUAAAGCGCUAUGUUGAAAAGAAAGCUGAAAGCUCAAAAAAAGUCAGAGAGACUGAAACUGAAGGGACUGAGAAAGGGGAUGAAAGUUUACGAAGUGCUGAGAAGAGUGAGGCUUCUAAGCCUUCUGCUGAGGGAUCAAAGAAAGAUGAUAAUGAUUUGGGGAAUGGAGAAAAAAAUGACACUGCCUGCUUUAGCAUUGUGACUGACGAAGAUAGGGAAGCUGACCGAGAGGUGUCAGAGAAGCUUACAAGCAUGAUAGAAGAGAGGUUAAAGAACAAACCUCUCCCACCACCACCCCCGCCCCCACAACCAGCUGCUGAUCCUUCAGGCAACUCGAACUCAGAGCAGCCGGCAAGAUCCAAAGAUGGAGACUCAGAUGUGGAUAUAAUGAGAAAUGACGGAGCAGAGGAUAAACAUGACGACGAGAUGACAAGUGAAAGCAAGCAUACAAGUGAGCAUGACAAACCUGAGACAAGCUCACCUGACAGGAGUAGACGAAGUGAUAGGAGGAGCAGAGAUAAGGAACGAGACCUGAAACGGGAGAAAGAAAGGGAACUUGAGAGAUAUGAAAGAGAAAGGGAACAGGAACGAGCUAGGAGAGAGAGGGAGAGAGAAUAUAAGAGCAAGGAAGAUGAGCGUAGGUACAGGGCUCGUGUGAAAGAGUGGGAAUCUAGGGAGAGAGAGAAAGAGUAUUUGCGGAAGCUGGAGAAAGAGAAGGAGAAAGAAAGGGAAUACAAGAGGAAGCGAGAAGUUGCAGAACAUGAGCAUGAAAGUGAUGAUGGUGAUUCCAAAAGGAGGAAACACAAAAGUAGUGGGUCUGAGGAGAGAAAAAGAAGGUUACGGGAAAAGGAGGAUGACUUGGCUGACAGACUUAAAGAAGAGGAGGAAGCUGCUGAGGCAAAGAGAAGAGCUGAUGAGGAACUACAGCAGCAGAAACGGCGUGAGAAAGAUGAACGAGAACUUUUUGCUGGUAAUAUAGCUAAUGGAAGUGACAAGGCUGUGUCAUUUGAUGAAACUAAUCUGGUGAUCAAAGAUAGCACUGUUGAACAGACUCAUGACAAUGAAUCCGGUCAUGGGAGCUAUGUUGGUGGUGGGAUUGUACAAAAUGGCAAUGGUGAUGAAUCUGUUGUGGGAAAAAUUGCUUCCUCAGACAUGCGGCAAAACGUUAAUGUCCAGGCUAAAAAGUUGGGAUUUGGUCUUGUAGGCUCAGGAAAAAGAACUUCUGUUCCCUCUGUUUUUAAUGAAGAGGAAGACGAAGAUGCACAAAAAGAGAAAAAAAUGAGGCCUCUUGUUCCCAUUGACUAUUCAACUGAGGAACUGCAGGCUGUUCAAUCUGGUCUUUCUGGUGCACUAUCUCCAAAUUUGGCUGCUGCAGCAGAAUUUGCAAAACGUAUCUCAAGCGUCACUCCCAAAGAAGACAGGCCUGAUGUGGAAAAGGAAAGAAGCAGGCAGUCUCAUGAUAGGUCUAGCCAGCGGGAUCGAGACCGGAAUGAUGACGAGACUAAUCGUACGAGAGAUGAUAGUAGAAAGGAGACUUUUGAACGUGACAGGGAUCGGGAGCAAGGAUUGGUCAAAGCGAAAACCCCAGAUAAUAAGAAGCUUUUGGAUGCAAAACAGUUGAUUGAUAUGAUACCGAAGACCAAGGAUGAGUUGUUUUCAUAUGAAAUUAACUGGGCUGUCUAUGAUAAGAACGAGCUUCAUGAUAGAAUGAGACCUUGGAUCUCUAAGAAGAUAACAGAAUUUUUGGGAGAGGAAGAGGCUACACUUGUGGAUUACAUUGUGUGCAGCACACAGGAACAUGUGAAGGCAUAUGAAAUGCUGGAGAGGCUUCAGUCUAUCUUGGACGACGAAGCUGAAAUGUUUGUGCUGAAGAUGUGGAGGAUGCUUAUAUUUGAGAUUAAGAAGAUAGAGACAGGACUCGCUUUGAGAUCCAAAACCUGAUGGAACUCAGGUAGAUAAGCUCCCUUGUAACUCCAGAAUUGUUUUUUGGCCUCUUGAUAAUUUCUUGCCUACCGCCUUACAUUGUAGAAGAAAGCAGAAUUUCUCAUAAUGCUUAUUAUUUUUUUUUUUUUAUAAUUUUUUGGCGUUUUUUCGCCAUAGCUUGUAAUGCUUAAAUCAUCCAAACUAGUCAGGUCACCGGUUAAAAUCCAUUGAGUUGCCCAUUUGAUAUGCA
Messenger RNA from Diospyros lotus (date-plum), 3629 nucleotides. Its product is annotated as RNA-binding motif protein 25. Bases 1052 to 3397 code for a protein of 781 amino acids. Gene Ontology annotation, molecular function: RNA binding. The transcript has 7 exons. The record is from RefSeq and is a predicted model, not a curated record. Gene Ontology annotation, biological process: mRNA processing. Lineage: Eukaryota; Viridiplantae; Streptophyta; Magnoliopsida; Ericales; Ebenaceae.